Molecule: messenger RNA, 393 nt
Organism: Pneumocystis carinii B80
Lineage: Eukaryota; Fungi; Ascomycota; Pneumocystomycetes; Pneumocystales; Pneumocystaceae
Exons: 3
Coding region: 47-349 (100 amino acids)
Biological process (GO): protein insertion into mitochondrial inner membrane
Cellular component (GO): mitochondrial inner membrane
Source: RefSeq, a predicted model, not a curated record
GUGGAUCUAAAAGUUUGGUCGGUUUUAACGAUUUUAACUAUUCAAAAUGCUGUUUUUUGGUUUUGGCCAAAAUUCUAGCGCUACAAAACAAACUGUUGAUCAACAAAAGGUUUCUGCUGCUAAGAAUGAAUUGGAUAUGGUGACUGAUUUAUUUACAAGAUUAGUUGAUGUAUGUCAUCAAAAAUGUAUUCCUUCUAUUUAUACAGAUGGUGAAUUAAAUAAGGGCGAAUCUGUUUGUAUUGAUCGAUGCGUUUAUAAGUUUUUUGAAGUUAAUACAAAGAUUAGUGAACAUAUGCAGACUUUAAGUCAGCAUGCAAACCCUUCUAUGAGACAUGCUUUUACUAAAUAAUUUCCAUAAUAUAGCUUAAAUAAAAACUAAUCAUUUAUAUAAAG